This is a messenger RNA of Rhodamnia argentea, 1205 nucleotides long. Its product is annotated as thioredoxin-like 3-2, chloroplastic. Lineage: Eukaryota; Viridiplantae; Streptophyta; Magnoliopsida; Myrtales; Myrtaceae. The coding region runs from base 209 to 820 and encodes 203 amino acids. Gene Ontology annotation, cellular component: chloroplast stroma. The transcript is spliced from 5 exons. The record is from RefSeq and is a predicted model, not a curated record.
ACAAAUGGAAUCGAACCAUUCUUGGUACUUCCUCGGAAGCUCAGUGCCCGUACAUUGAAGUCUCUGUCUGUCAUCCUCUUUUUCCACUCCGACCCACUUCGCAUUUUGCUCUUCUUUUUCCCCGUUUCACUUCGAACGUCCUUCUUGUGCGACGGCGAUCGAUGGGUCUUUUAUAGGAUCGCAAUCUUGAUUCUGGGUCUCGCUCGCCAUGUACGCAAUGAGACUCUCUCCCUCUAUCGAUCUCAGGACCCCGAAACCGACCAGCGUCCUCCCGCGUGACCCGUCGCGGGACUCGCUCCAGUCCUCCUCGAUCGUCCACCCUCGGACGCUGCCUGUCGCAUUCGGUCCUGUGGUGCGUUCUUCCAGUUUGGAUUGUGCAGCUCGAAGGAGAAUUUCAGCUCUCAGCGCGGUUAGCCAAGAUGGGCACACAUUGAAGGAGGAGCUCGACGACUCCCCCGUGUUGGUCGAAUUGCAGCCGAUUGGCAGCGAGAGCCAGUUCGAUCGGGUCGUGGCUGAUGCCCAACAGCUUGAUGAAUCGGUUAUCGUGGUCUGGAUGGCAAGCUGGUGCAGAAAAUGCAUAUAUCUGAAGCCAAAAUUGGAAAAGUUGGCCGCUGAUUACUAUCCAAGAUUGCGCUUUUACUGUGUUGAUGUCAACAAAGUUCCACACAAGCUGGUUGCUCGGGCAGGUGUCACCAAGAUGCCGACUAUACAGCAGCUGUGGAAGGAUAGCAAGAAGCAAGCUGAAGUGAUUGGUGGCCACAAAGCAUACCUAGUCGUCAAUGAAGUUCGUGAAAUGAUUGAAAAUGAGUAUACAGCGUGAAGUACAAAAAGAUGCAAUUCAUUUUAUGCAAUUCUGUCCAGGGGAUUCAAUUUAUUAGGGUUCGAUAUAGAAAAAUGAAUGCUGGCUGUCAACUACUCGACGUACCCCUCCCCUCCUCCUUUAUUCGAGCUUAGGACCGGUAUUGGAAGAUGAAUCCCUGCCCAGGCGGAUUUUAAUUUCCGUCUAUAUAUCAGUUAUUUGUCAUCAUUCUUCAUUUCCACAGGGGAUAUGAAUGAGAAUUCUCUCUUUGGCCUCUGUGCUUCCUUCCGUCGCUGCAUUUACUUAAAAAUAGCCAGUUGAUGACCCUAAUUACUUGGUUAAGGACGUCGUUCCUACGAGGCAUGAUGAUGAUUUUGGCAUUGUGUAGAAGAAGAUUGGCAAGAAA